Molecule: messenger RNA, 10820 nt
Organism: Danio rerio (zebrafish)
Lineage: Eukaryota; Metazoa; Chordata; Actinopteri; Cypriniformes; Danionidae
Source: RefSeq, a predicted model, not a curated record
AGAAACUAAGUGACGUGACUGCUCUGGCACAAGUUAUUAUCUAUCGUCAGAGAGGGAGUUACUUUCAACUAACUGUUGGGACGCGGCUCGGACUACACAGAACAAACUCUCUUUAUGAAUGUUGUGACAUUGUAAUACAGUUUGUGGACAUUCUCUUGUGCACUCGGAGGUAAUUAGACCAACUUUAGAGCGGAAGAAAGCCUGAAGAAAGUUUACCAAACGCCGAGGCGGUGAAUCACAUUUUCCAUAAAGAUGUACAAUGAAUAAUGGACUUUCAUAAAGCAGGUUUUUAUCGAAACAAUUAAGCGCGACGUCUUAAGACAAUGUUUGUUCAUUUGUAAGAAGGCUUUGCUGGUGGCGUUUUAAUAGUUUAAUCGAUGCUCUAUCCUUUUAGUCGUUUUAUCGAUUAGUACCGACGUUUUAAUGUUAGUAAACUGAUAGUAAAAGCCGAGAGAGUUCGUAUUCGCCAUGUAGCGUGUUUCCUCGCCUGUGUUUGGAGAUGUGGAUUUGUGUCGUGGGAGGAAUGUGAGUGGAAGUGUCGCUCAUGGAGCUUCAGGUGGUAUGCGGAUUGCUCUACUGCUGUCUGCUGCCCAUCUUUUUACUGGCAGCCUGCAUAUUUCGCUACAAUGCCUUGUCUUUAGUCUACCUUCUGUACCUGCUGCUAUUACCAUGGUUUCAGUGGCCCAACAAGCACACACUACGAGGACACACUGGAUGUUACAUCAAGGCACUCUUCAGCACCAGUCUGAUUUUUAUCUUGGGACACGUUACCUUUCAGAUCUGCCUGUAUACCAUCCCAAGCCUUGAUGACGCACUGGGACACAACUGCAGCUCAUGGGAGACGCUAUCAAGACAUGUUGGAGUGUCCAGGCUCCCGCUGGAAGAUCCUCAGGGUGUGCUGUGGCUCCUGACCCCAGAUUUGGGCGUCUUCAUCAUGUCGCUGAUCACCCUGAUCUUGUGUAGCCGUCUGUUGAAGAAGAGAGACGAGGGCUCCGUUCCUCACAUGUCUGCUCUUCUGCAUGAGGCGGAUGAAACAGAAGACGAUGAUGAGGAUGUGGAAGGGGAAGAUGAGGGGAUGUUGUCCUGUAGUGAGACUGAGGAUGAGGAGAGUCCUUCCUCAAGCAGUGCAGCACAAUUGGCAGCUCGUCUGCGAGCCACAGCACAGCGCUUUCUUAGGAACAUGGGCCGCAUCCUGGCUGUAACACUACUAGCUCUAGCUGGAAUCACUUUACCUUCUGCGUUCUCUGCCUUCUACUUCCUUCUCUUCAUCGGAGUGUGCACAUGGUGGGCUUGUCACUUUCCCAUCAGCCAUCUGGGCUUUAAUGCCCUGUGUGUGAUGGUGGCCUUCUUCACCGGUGGACACCUGGUGUGUCUUUACCUGUAUCAGAGCUCAUUCGCCCAGGCCAUGUUCUCUCCUGCGGGCCUGUGGGCCAGACUCUUUGGCCUGAAGGAUUUAGUAACACCAGGAAAUUGUACCACUUUUGAAGUCACCCUCAACACACAGUAUGACUGGCCAGUGUACGUCAAUCCCGGCAUUCUUCUGCUCCUCUACAUCUCUGUGACCAUUGUGCUGAAAAUCAACAGCAACAGUCUAGGAGAUGCAGACAAGGCCCGUGAGGGUGAAGCUGUGAAAACAGUGCAGGGUGAAGCUGGAGAAGAAGUAGAGCUCAGAUUGUGGGAGGCAAGGAGACAAAGCAGUGAAGAUGACACUAAGCAAACUCUUCUCACUACAGUAGAUUCUACUCUAUCUGAAUCACACAUCACUAAAGAGCCUGUGAUCAACGGUUCAAGCCAACAUGACAUAGGGCCCAGUGGAGAGGCUACGGUUGAUAAUCCUCUUCGUCUGGUGGGACGAAUGGUCUUGCAACAGAGUUACAUAUGUGCUCUCAUUGCCAUGAUGGUGUGGAGUAUAACGUAUCACAGCUGGCUGACAUUUGUGCUGCUGCUGUGGUCUUGUGUGAUCUGGAUGCUGAGGACACGUCAACGCUUUGCUGCUUAUUGCUCUCCCUUCAUCCUGCUGUACGGUUUAGCUCUGUGCUGCUUGCAGUACGUGUGGGCCAUGGACCUGGAGACAGAACUGCCCCAGCACAUCGGCUCCAUGAGCCUGCAUCAGCUGGGCCUGGACCGUGCACAGUACCCAUGUUUGCGCUUGGGUGCCCUGCUGCUGUUCACAUUGACUUUCUGGCUUCUGCUGAGGCAGUCAGUGAAGGACACAUUCAGCAGGAAGAAGAGUUUGACUGUGCCAUUGCAGGAGGUCACAACUGGAGAGAGCACAGGGCGAAAUGAGUCGAUUCUGAAGGUGUUUGGUGGGUUGGUGAUGAGCCUAUAUGCUAAAUACUGGAUCUACGUGUGUGGGGGAAUGUUCAUCAUGGUCAGCUUUGCAGGAAAGCUUGUGGCCUACAAGAUCGUAUACAUGCUGCUGUUUCUGCUCUGCAUGUGUCUCUACCAGGUUUACUACUCUCUCUGGAGGAGGCUGCUGAAGGCUUUCUGGUGGAUGGUGGUGGCCUACACCAUGGUGGUGCUCAUUGCAAUCUACACCUUCCAGUUUGAGGACUUUCCAGGCUAUUGGGGGAACUUUACUGGCUUCACAGAGCAACAGUUGGCAGACAUGGGACUGGAGACGUUUAAACUGUCUGAGCUCUUCACCAGUAUUGUGAUCCCGGGCUUCUUCCUGUUGGCCUGCAUAUUGCAGCUGCACUACUUCCAUAAACCGUUCAUGAAGAUCACAGACCUGGAGAACGUCUCUCCCAUCCACAGGAAGAGAGGUAUAGAUAAUCCAGAUUUGGUUCAAUCCACAGAAGAAGUGAGGCCUGAGGAGGAAGAGCUGAUCGUGGAUCAGGAUGAUUAUCCAUCAGAGGCUGACGAGGUGAUACCCAGCAAGUGGGGUCUAGUGAUGGACAGGCUAAUGGUGUUGUCCAGGAAGUUCUCUGACACCUUGACCCAUGUCCAGAGUUUCAUUUGGAGAGUCCUGGAGCUGCACAUCGUCAAAAUUGUUGCCUUUUUUGUUGUUUGGGUGGCACUUUUGGAGCCAUCUGCAAUGAACCUGGUGCUGGUGGUGCUGUGGAGUUUCGCGAUGCCGUAUGGCCGCUUCAGAGCCAUGGCCUCUUGUCUGUCCACCAUCUGGGUUUGUGUCAUCAUUGUCUGCAAGAUGCUGUAUCAGCUCAGUGUGGUCAACCCGGCGGAGUACUCCAACAACUGCACAGCGCCAAUGGUCAAUGAGACCAGUUUAGAACCAGAUGAAGUGCUGAACUCCACCCUGUAUAGAGCGUCUGUGGACCCUGCCAGCUGGUUUGGUGUUAGGAAAGACGACACAGUCCUUGGUUACGUCAAGGAUCAUCUGCUGGUGCUGAUGCUGCUGGUGUUUGAGGCAACCGUGUACCGGCACCAGAUUCAUCACUACAGACAGCAGCAACGAUCACCUCCUCCAAUCCCAGUCAUCUUCCCGCAGGCCACUCGUGAUACGCUGGACCAGGGUCUGCUCCACUGCAUCAAAUACAUGCUCAACUACAGCUUCUACAAAUUUGGACUUGAAAUCUGCUUUCUAAUGACCGUGAAUGUUAUCGGUCAGCGCAUGAAUUUCCUGGUUAUUAUCCACGGCUGUUGGUUGGUGGCCAUUAUGGUGCGGCGGCGCAGAGCAAAUAUAGCCACGAUUUGGUCAAAGUACUGCCUGUUUCUGGUUGUCUUCAUGAUAUACCAGUAUGUUCUGUGUGUGGGGAUUCCUCCUGCCCUCUGUAUAGAUUACCCAUGGAGAUGGAGAUCCACUGUAACUAUCCACUCGGCUCUGGUUAAAUGGAUGUACUUACCUGACUUCUACACCGUCCCCAACUCUAAGAACCUUAUAUCGGACUUCCUUUUGCUGAUGUGUGCCUCUCAGCAGUGGACGGUGUUUGACAAUGAGAAAAAGGAAGAGUGGAUGGUCAUGGGAGGAGAAAACCGAGACAAUCCAGACCCCAUGGAGAACAUGCUUUUCAAUCCUGCCCCAAACUUCAUCAACUGCAGAUCAUAUCUGGACAUGGCGAAGAUCCUGGUGUUCCGUUACAUGUUCUGGUUUGUGCUGUCGGUAGUUUUUGUGACCGGAGCGACUCGGAUCAGUGUUUUCGGCUUGGGUUAUCUGAUGGCCUGCUUCUUUUUCCUGCUGUUUGGCACAAAGCUGCUGACCAAGCCCUCGCGCACACGGCUGGUCAUGUGGGACUGUCUCAUCAUCUACAAUGUGGCUGUGAUCAUCUCCAAAAACAUCUUGUCUAUCUUGGCCUGUGUGUUUGUGAUGGAGAUGCAGAAGAACUUCUGCUGGGUCAUUCAGCUCUUCAGUCUGGUCUGCACAGUCAAAGGCUACUAUGACCCUGAAUCAGUGUGUAAUAAAGAUUGCUCUCUGCCUGUGGAAGAGGCUGGCAUUAUCUGGGACAGUAUCUGUUUCUUCUUCCUCCUGCUGCAGAGGAGAGUCUUCCUCAGUUUCUACUUUCUUCAUGUGUCUGCAGAUCUUCAGGCCUCAGCGCGACAGGCCUCUCGGGGUUUCGAGCUCUUCCGGGCCAGCAUUAUAAAGAACAUGCAUUUCCAUCAGCAGGCAGAGAGAAAGUCAAUUCAACAGCUGAAAGAAUCAAUGAAACGCAUACGUGGCAAACAACAGAAGUAUAAAGACGGACGUAUAACUUCUGAUAUAGAGGAGCAGCCCUCAGACCCCAAAGAACAGAAGAAGGAGACAAAGCUGUCUAAGUCUAAAAGCUGGCAGUAUCCCUGGGUGGAUCAUGCGACUGUGUUGCAUUCUGGGGAAUACUAUAUGUUUGAGUCUGACAGUGGAGAGGAGGAUGAAACCUUUCAGGAAGAACAGAAACCUCGCAGACAGACUGCCUUUCAGCUGGCAUAUCAGGCUUGGGUCACCAGUGCAAAAGAUGCCCUGAAAGAGCGUCAGCAGAGGCAGAGAAAGCAGAGAGCAGAAGCAGAGAAACAACAAAACGCUCAGGCUACAGACGACGCUGAGGAGGGUGAAACAGUCUUUGAUGGGGAAAAUUCCCAGCAUGCGGAGGAGAUGCAGGAGGAAGGAGAGGAUGCGGCUUCUCAAGCCACCGGCAGUGAUAUGGUGCAGAGGAUUCUGGACAUACUGAAGUUUCUUUGGGUGCUUUUCCUAGCCAUGGUGGACGGAUUCACCAUGUGGCUCAACCUUCUCACCAAGCAGUAUGUUGACACCUCAAUGGUCCUUAGUGAGGAGCGUUACCUGUUUAUUCACAACGUCAGCCAGAGAGCCUCCAGAGAGAACAUGGAUGAUCAGAUUUCACACGACAGUGAGGAUCUGACUCUGGAGACCUGUCUUGAUGAAACUGACACUGACAACAUUUGCGACACUAAUGUGGUGGAAUCUGAGACUCUGGGUGGUUUUGCGAAGAGCCGUGACUUUAGCAGCACAACUCUGUCAUCUGAACUCACACUCGAGCUUGACUGUGAACCAUUUUACAGCCAGCAAACACACCGACCUCACCGCUCCAGAACCGCCAGUGAACUGCUGUCAGAAAGGCCGUUCAGGGUGGAUGAGUUGAUCCAGAGUCGUGAGUUCUACUCGUCUCAGAACCGACUGCUGAAGCUGCUCUUUGCUCUCUAUAAUGUCCUGGCGGCUCACUCUGAGCUGGUUUGUUAUUUCAUUAUUGUGCUCAAUAACCUGGUGACAGCCUCUGUUAUCUCCCUGGUGCUGCCAGUUCUGGUCUUCCUGUGGGCAAUGCUGUCUGUGCCACGGCCUUCCAAGAGGUUCUGGAUGACGGCCAUCAUCUAUACAGAGGUAAUGGUGGUGGUCAAAUACCUCUUUCAGUUCGGCUUUUUCCCAUGGAAUACUGAGUAUGAGCUGAAGUUGAAUGAGGACAAGCCCUUCUUCCCUCCACGCAUCCUGGGCCUGGAAAAAACUGACAACUACAUCCGAUAUGAUCUGCUUCAACUGCUGGUGCUCUUCUUUCACCGCUCACUUCUCCAGCGUUAUGGUCUGUGGGACCAGGAGGGCCCUCUGGAAGAGAAGAGUGAUCUGUCACCUGCCGAGAAUAGCAAGAAUGAAAACGAUGAGAAAAAAUUUCAACACUCAGAUGAAGAGGACAGUCAAGCACAGCCAGAGCCCAACACUGAGGUGCUGUCACUGACACCGUCGGCAGAAACACCAACCGAUGCUGAAAUACAGACUGACCCAGAGCCCAACUCACACACAAACAACACAAAAACCUCUGAUACAGUCAAAAAUGAUGGGAUGAAAAAGAGUCACUUCCUUCGCUUCCGCAAGAAAAAAAAAGCAGAACCAGAUGCUGUUCAGAAAGAACCCAAAAAGAAGAAGAAGAAGUGCAAGACCAAACACAGCAAGGAGACCAGUAAAAAACUACUCAAUGCUAUUGAAGGGAAAUUCAAAAGCCUUUUCUUGUCCGUAGUGAAGAAUGUGUACAGGCCAACCUGGGAUUUCUUCCAGAACAUCCUGCAUGCGGAGUACAGGGCCUCAACUGAUGUCUAUGCUCUUAUGUUCCUCACUGACGUAGUGGAUUUUAUCAUCAUUAUCUUUGGUUUCUGGGCUUUUGGGAAACACUCGGCGGCGGCAGAUAUAGCCUCCUCUCUGUCCGAGGACCAGGUCCCUGAGGCAUUUCUGGUCAUGCUCCUCAUUCAGUUCAGCACCAUGAUCAUCGAUCGAGCAUUAUACCUGCGGAAGAGCAUCUUGGGAAAGCUCAUCUUCCAGGUUAUCCUGGUUUUUGGCAUCCACCUUUGGAUGUUUUUUAUCCUUCCUGCUGUCACUGAAAGGAUGUUCAAUCAUAACUCGGUGGCUCAGCUCUGGUAUUUUUUCAAGUGCAUCUACUUCACUUUGUCAGCGUAUCAGAUCCGCUGUGGAUACCCUACAAGAAUCCUUGGAAACUUCCUCACUAAAAAAUUCAAUCAUCUUAACCUGUUCCUCUUCCAAGGAUUCCGUCUGGUUCCAUUUUUAGUGGAGCUUCGAGCUGUGAUGGACUGGGUUUGGACAGACACCACACUCUCUCUCUCUAACUGGAUGUGUGUGGAGGACAUCUAUGCUAACAUCUUCAUCAUCAAGUGUAGCCGGGAAACAGAAAAAAAAUAUCCCCAGCCAAAAGGGCAGAAGAAAAAGAGGAUAGUCAAGUAUGGGAUGGGCGGCCUCAUCAUUCUCUUCCUCAUUUGCAUCAUUUGGUUCCCGCUGCUCUUCAUCUCGCUUGUUAAAUCUGUAGUUGGUGUAGUUAAUCAUCCUGUUGAUGUCACGGUCACGGUUAAGCUUGGAGGUUAUGAGCCUUUAUUUACAAUGAGUGUGCAGCAGCAGUCCAUCCAGCCCUUUACAGAGAGUCGCUACAAUCAACUCAACAAUCAGUUUAGCAAAAAUGCUGUGGCCAUGCAGUUUAUCACCAUGUACAGCUAUGAAGACAUAGUGACGGCCAACAUUGAGGGCAGCUCUGGGUCUGUGUGGCGGAUCAGUCCACCAAGCAGACAGGAGCUCAUAAAGGAGCUGCUCAGCAGCACAGGAGACAUGACCCUCCGUCUGGACUGGAACUUCCAGAGGGAUCUUGGGAAGGGAGGAACAGUGGAAAACACUUUCGACAAGCACUCCAUCAGUUUAGCACCAAAGAACCCUGUCCGAGCAGACCUGGCCUCGCUGCUGUUGGGCACCCGAAAGGAUCCUGUACAUGUGCCGCAUAUGUUUCCUAACUACAUCAGAGCACCCAGUGGAGCUGAAGCUAAACCUGUCAUGCAGCUGUUUGAUGGAGAUGAGGAGGGCUUUCAGGAUGUGACAGUGUCUCUAAUGAGAGAAGCCUCUGUAAACACCACUGGAGCUCAGGAAUGGUGGGACAUCAGUAUUGCAGACUGCAAAGAAUCAUGUAACGUCCUGCCAAUGAUCAUCUUCAACGAUAAAGUCAGUCCUCCGAGUCUGGGCUUCCUCGCAGGAUAUGGCAUCAUGGGUCUGUACGUGUCAGUGGUUCUGGUGAUUGGCAAGUUUGUGCGAGGUUUUUUCAGUGAGAUUUCUCACUCCAUCAUGUUCGAGGAGCUGCCCUGCGCCGACCGGAUCCUCAAACUCUGCAUGGACAUCUUCCUUGUGCGGGAAACCGGAGAACUGGAGCUGGAGGAAGAGCUCUACUCCAAACUCAUCUUCCUCUAUCGCUCUCCAGAGACCAUGAUCAAGUGGACGAGAGAGAAGAAUCACAACUGAAAGGCUUUUACUGUUGGUGACGUUGUAUAUUCAGUGUCGUUUGAACAGCAGAUCUAUAGCCAUUUUUCCAGCGCUGUGGAGCUGCAUUGAUGGACGCUGUUGGCUUCUUUGCACUCAACGGGUGGAUGAUAGAGGUCAGGUUUCCCCUCUGUUUUGGUUUCCGAUGUGAUGGACUCACAUACACACAUUCGCCAUCAGGACCUGAAGACUCAAAGCAACCGCUGGACGCAGAGUGGCAGGACCUUCAAACUCCUAAACACUAGUAGAGCAAGUCGAACAAAACCAUUUCUGGGUCAGAUUUCAUCCAUAGGGUUAUUGAUGCUUCUUACCAACACACAAAAAUUUAAAGGGAAAAUAUGCAAGGGGAAUGCUAUUAUACAAACUCAGAAAUCUUUCUUUUUAUUUGGAGAAUAAAAGUGAAAGUCAGAGAUUAUCUUGCUGUUCUGACAUUGAAAUAGUUUUUUUUUCUCAAAAACUUUAACCAAAAAUAAUUUAAAAAGUGAGAAAAAAGCAAAGUGUUAAACUUCACAAUUCUGAGGAAAAAAGCAAAAACUGCGAGAAAUAAAAUCACAAUUUCAAGUAAAAUUGAAUGUGCAAAAAAUAGUUUCAUAGUUUUCCUGUAAUUACAACUUUGUAACUUAAAAAAAGUCAUUUAAGUUAGAAUUGUGAGAACUCUUAGAAAGAUGUAAUUUUGAGGGGGAAGGGAGUUUUUUCCUCAGAAACUUAACCCAGAAAUAGCUUAAAGUGAGCGGAAAAAAGUCUAUAGCGAAAUCUUAUAAUAUUGUGAAAUGUUUUAAAAACUUGGCUCUUUGGAUGAGAAAUGUUUCCCCAGUGCAUUUAUGUCUGGCGUUUAUUUUAUCUUACAAUUAUGAUUUUUAUUUUUUUUUUCUACAAUUGGAAAUAACAAAAUUGCAAAUGGAAGUUUACAUCUCGCGACUAAAAUGAAACUAUUGCAAUUACUAUAUAUUUAAAGGGAAAAUAUAGGGGAAAGCUAUAAAACAAACUAAAUUCUUUUUUACUUCUCUGAUUUUACAAUUUUGAGAAGAAAGUUGCCAGCAAGUCGAGUUUAUCUUGCAGUUCUGAGAAAAUAAAAUACUAACUGAAAAAAUGUAGAAUUGCAAGAAAAUGUCAGAAUUGUGAGAAAGCUUAUAAACUUGCAAAUGCAAAAAAUAAAUAAAUAAAUAAUAAAUAUUAAUAAUAUAAUAAAAGAAAGUUUUUAAUACUGAACAAAAUCCCUCAAUUGUGACAUUCAAUUUUUAUUGUUUUUGUUUCAAUAACUUAACCAAAAAAUAGUUUAAAGUGAGAAAAAAAUGUCAAUUGCAAAAUGUUUUGUAAACUUCUCACAAUUCUUAGGAAAAGAGCUGUGAGAAAUAAUAUCAGCUUAAAAUCAGCUUAAAAAAAACAAACAAACCACAAUCUCAGUCAAAUGAAAGUUUAAUUUAAUUGCAAACACUGGAACAAAUCCUAUAAACUCAGAAUUAACACCUUUUUUUGCAUCUUAAAGUUUGUUUCUUGGAAUUAUGACUUUGUAACUUAAUUUAAAUAACAUUUUCUUUAGUCAGAAUUGUGAGAAAACUUAUAAAUGUGCAAAUGCGAAUUACAAUAGUUGUAAUUGAGAAAAAAAAAUCAAUUUGCGAGCUUUUAUCAGAAACUUAACCCAGAUAUUGCAAUUUUUUUUAUAUUAAUAUUUUCUUUCCGCAUUUAUGUCUCCCGUUUAAUUCUCUUACAAUUGUGAAUUUAUCUUAUGCAGUUGGAACUAACAACAUUUCAAAUGGAAGUUUACUUCUCUCCGCCUGAACUAUGAAGUUACAAUUGGAAAAUAUGACUCUGGGAAAGCCUAUAAUCUUGCAACUAGGUCAGAAUUUUCUGAUUUUUGUUUUGUUUGCUGGUUUUAUAGUUAAUAAUCCAGAAUUACAACUUUGUAACUUAAGAAAUGAAAUGAAAAUGAAAUCAGAAUUGUGUAAGCCUGUACACUUGUGAUUCAUGAGAAUGUUGAAAGUCUGAGAAGAAAAAGAAAUUGCGUGAAUACACAAAAAAGGAAGAUAAUUAUUUAUACUUUAAAGAAUUAAACCUUUAAUCAAAACCGAAUCUUAAAUCUUUUAAAAACAGAUCUCGGUUUCUUUGUGCUAAAUUUAAAAUGAAUACUGAAUCCUUAUUUGCUAUGGUAUUUGGGGGUAAAAUAUGACCCAGACAAGCUUUUUGACAGGUUUUGUGAGAUCUUUUUUUUUUUUAUAAAUAAUUUAAACUUUUUAUUCUGUUACUACAGCAGUGUUUACAAGCCAAAGUAUCUUCGGAUGAGAGCCAUUUAGUAUUUUGUUUUUACAGUCUCUGAUCAAACACUUGAAAUCAUUGAAAUGUCCGUCAAAUCCUUGGACAUCUGACAGCUGUAUUGUUUGCUUCCAUUGGCUCAGCGCUGGAAUGCUGUGCUUAGCGAUUUAAGGUUGUGAGGAUGAUGUUUUAAUCAUAUACGUCUUACGUGCGCAUGAUGUGUAAUGAGUGUGCCAAAUGUCAUCCGCCGCGGCUGGAAGAAUCGUUUCCACUGUAUGUAUGGUUAUGCAAAUGUGAGCCUGUAAAAAAUUCCUUGCUGAGUAAGCAGUUUGCUAAAUUAGGAAAUUCAAGAAUGUUGCCUGUCUGCACAAAUAAAUUACUGUAAUAUUGA